UUCCACACCUUCGGCUGCAAGGAGAAGGGAGACCUGGGGUGCAGGUACCCCUGGCAUGCAUCCCUGGAGACCCCUGCUCUGCGGAGAACGUACCCUACUCCCCCCCCCCCCGCAACUCUGUGCGGGCAGCUGCCCUGGCCACACGGAGCCUCCCCUAACUAGGCACCCUGCUGGCCUGUCUGUCCAGCUACCAAAUCCGAGAAAGUACCAUAUUAAGUGGCAGCUGAAGUAGCUUCCCUUUGCCAUCCAGGGAUUCCCAGACACGACUUUGUCAACCUUGACAUGAAACAGAAUUGAAUCAGAUUUCACUAUUUUCUUCCUCAAAGUUCCUGUCUUUAGGGAAUGACCAAGUCACAGUUCCGAGGUACCCAGAGCACCUCCAGCCCCAGCCCACAGCCAGCUCCUCUCAGGACAUCAAGACCCCAGUCAGUGAUCACCUGUGAGUGUCAAUGUUUUGCAUUGGGGUCUAAAAGCAUUCUCAGAAUCCCCACUUCCUGGCUGGGAUAAGGGGCAACCCUGGGAAUCAGAACUAGGUUCCUAAAAGGACUGCCAAGAAGCCAUUAGAGAUAGAAGAAUCGUUUUCUUGGUUUUAAUUUUUUUAAAUAAAAAUAUGAAGUGUUGUCUGCUCACUUUUUGGAAGGUCUUGCUUGAGUUACUGGAAAUCAUCCAUGCCACUGAAGGGGGACUCAGAGUCAAGCCCUGAGUGAGAUGGGGCACACUAUACCUGGCCCUGGGCUUGCUGCCUUCGCCCAAAACCCAAGAUGCAGGCAGGGCCCCAUGUCACCCACUGCCAAGGGCAGAGGGGCUGGUGAGGAAAGCAGCCCUGCAGAACCUGUGGCCUGGUCAGGACAGCUCUGGGGCCAUCAGAUAGAGGCAGGGCAGUCGCUAUCCUCUACCUGGCAGUCGCAAAAUAUUUUUUUUCAUUGUUUAUGUUCAGGCAAGUGGCAUACCUACUUCUAUUUUUACAGAACAGCUUCAGGAAAGAAUGUUGGGCACAAAACAGAAAUUAUACCAGUACAGUGGACCCUCGAGUUACAAUCAGCCUGACAUCUGGACAACCUGGGUUAUGACUGGAAUUUUGGUUUUAACUUAGGACCAAAGUCCUGAGUUACCACCCAAAUGCCGGCCGCUUGUGCUUCCAGAUGGUCUCAGAUAUAGAUUUAACCCUUAAAGAGUUCUGGAAGGAACAUUACAAUGUCCUUUCCUGUGUGGAGUUGAGAAACCUCCCUAAGGACACUGAGAUCUGCCUGUAUACAGGAGAGAGACUUUGAAGGCUGUGUAGAGGAGCUGAGCCUUCAGUUGACCAACUUGAGUUACAACCCGCACUCAGGAACAAAUUGAGUUCGUAAGUCAAGGGUCCACUGUACCUGGAAAGCAGGUUAAUUCCCCUAUACCUCAGUUUUCCUAAUUGUAAAACGAGAAAUUCCUCCAGUAGCACCUGUAUGGUAUAAAAAUUCAAUAAAGCAAAACAGCAUGUGUGUGCUCUGAGAUUCACUCCUGUCCCAUCCAUCAGAUAUUUACUGAGCCCCAACCAAGUGCCCGGCAACAGGGCUCCACCGCUGAGGUAGGGACAUCUCAGCAUCAGAGGUUCCACACUGCACACCAAGCCAGAUAGCACGUGGCCACUGCCCCAGCAGAGACCCGAAUGAGGAAGAAAUUCUAGCAAAAGGGGUCAGGGAAAGCUGCCCAGCACAGAGGAGACAACUUCUCAGCUCCAGUGGGUAGGACAAUGAACACUCUCCAAGGUACUUCACUUGCCCACCCGGACCUAGUCUGCCCAGCAGGCCGCACCCAGCCUCUCAAGCCAGGACAGGGCUCCCCUGCAAGCAGACAUCACCACUUACCCCAUCCAGACACUGAGGAGGGAAGGGAAGCACAUGUGAUCUGCAGUGAUCCCUGAGCCCGGCCUCCAGGCGCUUCCGGACACCCACCUUCUCUUAGGGGCCUCUGACAGUGAACAGAGCUUCUAGAGCUGAUUCUCUCUUCUUUCUCUCCUUACACACACACACACACACACACACACACACACACACACGACGCACGGACAUGCACACACGCACACACACUGGCUGAUUUUACAGUCAAUCUUUCAAAGUGCAAUUUGUCUAGGAAAAGCCAAUGUGAGGCCCGUGUGGGCUCCAACCAAUGACGACGCAGCUCACCCAGCCCAGCCAGUCUCUGCUCUGUAUUCUAAUGGGCCAUAUCUUUAUCAGGGAAAUGUUCCUUCUCUGAACUUCAACUUCUCAUGGAGGGUCCCCAGACUCAGAGACAGAGGACUGGGCUGUGCUGAGUGUGGGCGGGCAGAACCCUGACCAGGCCAGGGCAGGCAGAAGAGGAGUGCUGGGGAGGCCUGCCACCAACCUGGUGGCACCUGACCGUGGAGCGCUGACGUGGGUGCCUGGCGACCGGAUGCUCUAGGUGCAAGGCACACAGAGGCUCAAGCAGCUUCUGACUCUCCAAGCCUGCCAUGACACUCAGGGCCGGAGCUUGAGGUCUUGGGCUUUAGGAAGGCCUGGAUUUGGGCUUCUUGCUUCCUGCUGCCUGACCAGGAGAUCAUGGAGUCCAACCUGCAGGGGACCUUUCUGCUGAACAACACACCACUGGCCCAGUUCUCAGAGAUGAAGGCUCCCGUGUGCCAGUACUCCAUGCAGAACUCCUUCUACAAGCUCAGCCCCCCAGGGCUGGGCCCCCAACUGGCUGCGGGGACCCCCCAUGGGAUCACGGACAUCCUGAGCAGGCCUGUGGCCACACCGAACGGCAGCCUCCUCUCCGGCUACCCCCACGUGGCCGGCUUUGGUGGACUCGGCUCCCAGGGAGUCUACUAUGGCGCCCAGGUGGGGAAUUUCCCCAAGGCCGGGAACGAGUACCCCACACGGACCCGGAACUGCUGGGCAGACACCGGCCAGGACUGGCGUGGAGGGCGGCAGUGCGGAGACACCCCAGACCCCCUGAGUGACAGCGUCCACAAGAAGAAGCACACUCGGCCCACCUUCACAGGGCACCAGAUCUUCGCGCUGGAGAAGACCUUUGAGCAGACCAAGUACCUGGCUGGCCCUGAGAGGGCGAGGUUGGCAUACUCACUGGGCAUGACCGAGUCACAGGUCAAGGUGUGGUUCCAGAACCGCAGGACCAAGUGGCGCAAGAAGAGCGCCCUGGAGCCCUCCUCCUCCACGCCGCGGGCCCCGGGGGGUGCGGGCGCGGGCGGGGACCACGCCCCCUCGGAGAACGAGGACGACGAGUACAACAAGCCCCUGGACCCCGACUCAGACGACGAGAAGAUCCGUCUGCUGCUCCGCAAGCACCGCGCAGCCUUCUCGGUGCUCGGCCUGGGCGCGCACAGCGCGUGACGCCCGGUCCCGCCCUCCCCUUCUGUGCGCCGGGCGGCGGAGAGGCUAGGACUGGGACAAGGGAGGAGAGGGACAAGGAGGCGCAAGGGUGACCACACGAACUCCGGGAGACCGGCACACCUCCCAGGGCACAGGGAGGCAACGGUGACCAGGCUCUGCAGCUGGGAGCCUGACGGUGCACCCCAGACCCUCCGCUGAGAUCCGGGGGUGGGGGCUGCUGGCUGGGAGCCAGGGGCCAGCGAUGGAGAGGUGGAGCUGUUGUCCAGGAGUGCUCCUCAGACCUGCACAGGCCAGCCCAUCCCAUAACCCAGGUUGCAGGAAACCAGCUCAGAAGACAAAGUGGUCCUGCGGAAAAAACAACUUUGACCCUAGCAUUGAGGAUCCAGAGCUGCAGGGCUCCUCCCGUGCCCUCUCCCUAUUUUACCCUGGCUGGCUGGAAGAGGGGAGGCUGGGGUGAGAAAGGAGGAGGGAGUCCUAGAGCCACGCCCUGCCUGAGAGCUGCUGCGCAUGCCCUGCGUCCCCAAGGACAGGACCACCCAUAGACAAGAGAGUACCCAGCAGGGGAGGAAAGGAAGGGCUGGAAAGGGUCUCAGGCACCCCUGCUGCUCCAGAAGGAGCGCCUAGGCAGGGAGGGUGGGAGGAGGUCCCUGACAGGCUGCGCCCCACCCCUUCCUUUCUGGGGUCGCCCUGGCCCUGGGCCUGGAGCUGCAGCCACUGGAGAGCACCAGUGCAGGUUGUCUUCCACA
Heterocephalus glaber (naked mole-rat) is the source of this 4093-nucleotide messenger RNA. RefSeq names its product NK6 homeobox 3 (gene Nkx6-3). Gene Ontology annotation, cellular component: nucleus. Gene Ontology annotation, biological process: cell differentiation; regulation of transcription by RNA polymerase II. Gene Ontology annotation, molecular function: RNA polymerase II cis-regulatory region sequence-specific DNA binding; DNA-binding transcription factor activity, RNA polymerase II-specific. The record is from RefSeq and is a predicted model, not a curated record. Lineage: Eukaryota; Metazoa; Chordata; Mammalia; Rodentia; Bathyergidae.